UAUCACGUUAACGUAUAUUCUGACAUAUGAUUGAUCUGGCAAACAGUGUUGCUUUCGUUAGAUUGAUGGUAACGUACAAUAGCAAAGUGUUAAGACAUUUGUAAGGUAAUUUUGUAUUUGAAAUGGAUGAAAAACAUUUCUUCGUUCAAGUUCUGAUUUUGUUUGCUGGCUUGAUUGCUAUAGAUGGUCAACCAUUAUGUCCAUACACAGAGCGUUACCGAUGCAGUGCUGUGGGAAAAACUUGUACUGUGGUAAGGAAUGGCUAUGGUCCACAGACAUAUGAUUGUUUAAAUAUUAGACAGGCAAGACGACUACAGAUGGCGAUAAACAGAGGCCGGACAGACCGUGGUUGGGAUGUGGGACAUUCAGAAUUUUAUCUCUACCCAGGAAGGAGAUAUGGUCGUGGUCGUUAUCCUAGUUUCCGACGGCGUCAUGGUGGUAGAGUUUUCGCUCCUGUAGUAGGUGGCGCCGAAAUUCCGAUUGACAUUGGACGACCUCAUAAGCCAAUUGGCGUUGCUGCUGAAGUUGUACCAACAAUCGAUGGUGGCCAAGUUGCUUCUAGGCCAAAUGUAAUCGAAGACAGCUCUGGUCGUGCAAGGCAGAAUUUGAACAUAGAAAACAACAACGAUAAUACAAAUGUGAGACGCAAUAGUGGUAACGUCCAGGUUAGCCAAACUAGCUCAAAUACUGCGGCGACUGAACCUGUUGCUGAUCCUGGAAUCUUUCCUGUAAUCCUAGAACCAGUAGUUGAUCCAAUGCUCCCGGAACUUCAAGGCCCGGUAGUUGAUCCAGGCCUUACACUUGAACCAGGUGUUAAUGAAGGGAUACCUCUAGGAUCAGUUCUUAAUCCAGGCACUCCUAUUGGACCGGUAGUUGUGUAAAUAUAUUCAGGCAACGUUUUGAUUUCAAGACUAUGUAAAUUAUACUAGAGAAUGUAUGGACGAAAUCACCACUUAUACCAAGAAAGUCAAAAGAAUUUGUGAUUUGUUUUGUGACUUUUUUGUUCUCUUUAAGGCGUCAGUGCAAACAGAAACUUUAAGAGUUCAUUUUUAUUUCAUUAAAUACCUAAAAAGCACGUUUUAUGUCCACAUUCUUAUAAAUUGUAUAAAAACAUCAACCGAUGUAACAAUAUUUCCAAUGAAUAUGACCGUGUCAUAUAAUCAUAACAUUUAAUAUAAAUGCACUGAUAAUUUUGAAAUAUGACAAUUAGACCGAACACCUUACAGUUAAGAUUUAAAACUUAAUGAUUAUACGUACUGAACAAAACAGGUAACUUGCCAUUCACUUUUUUCCAUUAUCAUUAAAAUAACGGAAAGUACUUUAUUUGAAUUAAGCAAACAUAUCGAUCAGCAUGAUAAAAAUAACAUAUUAAAAUUUUAAAAAUCGAAUAAAACAAAGAUAUAAUAUUAUUAUUUUUACUACAACAUCCCAUUUUUAAAGAUCACAAAAAUACAUAUAAAAGUUUUAUAAAACGAGGGAAUACCAUUUAUAAGAAUACAGGGGUGUUGAUUUUAAUUUGUUACUAGAAACUGGUUGAAUAUCACAUACUUUGAUAUGCCUCUUUUUGAGAUUUUAUUUUGUUCUUGAUGCCAUUUUCUUCUCUCAUAACAUUUUCCGCUAGUUUGUAAAUUAUUUAUAUUUCAGUGUAUUUUUGUGAUUUAUGAAAAUGAGAUAAUGGCAUUUAUAUAAUGUGUUGAAAUUUUGAAAUAUUAUCUUUUAGCGUACGUAAAAUAAAGCUACAUUUUACUAUAUGCAUUUUGAUUUAACAUCUCCGAUAGAUAAAUGAAGGUAAACUACAUUUCAUUUAAAUUUUUUGUUAAUUACUAAAAAAAUCAAGCGUUCUGGGAAGUUAUACUGGGAGGAAAACAUUUUAAUAAAAUCUAAAUUUAUAAUCGGAUGUCAUUUCAUUUUUGUACAAACAUAUCCGUCAUCCUUGUACUAUAUGAACUUUUUAAACAUAAAUUGUUGCAAACUAUAGUAUGUUUGUUUAAAUUCUAUGUUUAUUAUUGAAACAUUAAGAGUUCUGUGAAAUUAUACUACAAGAACACAAUAACAGAAAAAAAUCUAGAAACUUCUGACCAAAGUCUAAAAUUAGCCUGUUUAAGGAGUAAAAUGCGGUCCAGCAUUACAAUAAACUUUAUGUCAAGUCACAAUCC
Mercenaria mercenaria is the source of this 2156-nucleotide messenger RNA. RefSeq lists its product as uncharacterized. The record is from RefSeq and is a predicted model, not a curated record. NCBI's taxonomy places the organism in Eukaryota, Metazoa, Mollusca, Bivalvia, Venerida, Veneridae. The transcript is spliced from 4 exons. Bases 123 to 881 code for a protein of 252 amino acids.